AUGAUACUUGAAUCAGGAGAGAGGGAAGGGAAGCCUAAAGAGCUAUGUUCCCUUCCCAGAGACCUCCUUGCCUGCACUGUAAGGCUCUUCGCUGAGGUGGCUGACAGAGGGGUUGACCAGAAUAAGGAACUAAACUUCUCCAUCUGUGAAGAUUUUGAGAGUGGAGGAGAGAUGGCAGCACAAGGCACUGGAGAGGCCCACAGCCCAGCGUCUGAGCGGGAUAAGGAUGAGGAGAUGGAGGAUCCCAAGUCUUCCCCCAGAGAUGAACAUUAUCCUUCUCCGACCAGAGACAUGGAAAGACCAGGUCCCUCUCUGUGGGCUUCACCCCUUCCCAAAUGUCCAGAUACACCAAGACCACCCAGGAAGAGCAAGCCACCAGUUGCUGACAACCUCUCCACGCCCAAAAAUCCACUUGAGAUGACUUCGAAAGGAAAACUCUCUGCCCAAAGCGCUAAACGUCCGAGACUCUCACUUUCUCCCUUCAUGGAUGAGAAGACCUCUUUGUCUCUGGUUAAUAUCAACCCAUUCACUCCAGAGUCCUAUAGAAAAUCAGUCUUUCGAUCAAGUGAGAAGAGGAAAACCAGAGGCUACCAUGAGGAAACUGAAGAAGGGGAAAGCAAAUCAGAGCAGGUGCUGCCUACUAAGAGUAUUCUACAAGAAACUGAUAUGGCUUCCCGAUAUGAAAAAGAAUUUUUGGAGGUAGAAAAAAUUGGGGUUGGGGAAUUUGGUACAGUCUACAAGUGCAUUAAGAGGCUGGAUGGAUGCCUUUAUGCAAUAAAGCGUUCUUCAAAACCAUUCUCAGGAUCAUCAAAUGAUAUGAAUUUGCGUGAAGUUUAUGCUCAUGCAGUGCUUGGCCAUCACCCCCAUGUGGUACGCUACUAUUCUUCAUGGACAGAAGACGAUCACGUGGUCAUUCAGAAUGAAUAUUGUAAUGGGGGCAGCCUGCAAUCUGUGAUAUCCGAAAACGCCAAGUCUGGUAGCCACUUCCACGAGGCCAAACUCAAAGACCUCCUCCUGCAGGUUUCCUUGGGACUCAAGUACAUCCACAGUUUUGGCAUGGUGCACCUGGACAUCAAACCCAGUAACAUCUUCGUUUGUAAUAAGUCUCAGAGUGACUGUCCUGUAGGUCCAGAAGAGACUGAAAGUGAGGCUGACUGGUUUCUCUCUGCCAGUGUGAUGUAUAAAAUUGGUGACCUGGGCCAUGUGACAUCAAUCAGCAACCCGAAAGUGGAAGAAGGAGAUAUUCGCUUCCUGGCUAAGGAGAUCUUACAAGAGAAUUAUCAACACCUUCCCAAAGCAGACAUAUUUGCCUUGGGGUUAACAAUUGCAAUGGCUGCAGGAGCAGAGUCAUUAUCCAGUAACGGUGACACGUGGCAUCAUAUCCGCAAGGGGAACUUUCCAGACGUUGCCCAGGAGCUCUCAGAUGACUUUUAUGGUCUCCUCAAGAGCAUGAUCCACCCUGAUCCAGAGCAGAGACCUUCUGCAGCAGCUCUGACCAGAAGUCAAAUUCUCUGGCCCUUCCCAGAAAAGACAGAUGAACUCGAGAAGCAACUCAACUUGGAGAAGUCCAAGGUAGCCAUGCUGGAAAGGGAACUGAAAAAAGUUCAGCAAUCUCAGAGAGACAGCCAGCAUGGGGACCCUGCGAUCUCUGGGCCCAUGAAGACUCAAAAAGCACAAGACAUCUGA
Messenger RNA from Arvicola amphibius (Eurasian water vole), 1686 nucleotides. RefSeq names its product WEE2 oocyte meiosis inhibiting kinase (gene Wee2). Gene Ontology annotation, biological process: mitotic cell cycle; regulation of meiosis I; protein phosphorylation. Lineage: Eukaryota; Metazoa; Chordata; Mammalia; Rodentia; Cricetidae. The record is from RefSeq and is a predicted model, not a curated record. Bases 1 to 1686 code for a protein of 561 amino acids. Gene Ontology annotation, cellular component: nucleus. The transcript has 12 exons. Gene Ontology annotation, molecular function: magnesium ion binding; non-membrane spanning protein tyrosine kinase activity; ATP binding.